Messenger RNA from Trichoderma reesei QM6a, 3822 nucleotides. RefSeq lists its product as uncharacterized. Gene Ontology annotation, molecular function: protein heterodimerization activity. The record is from RefSeq and is a predicted model, not a curated record. The coding region runs from base 1 to 3822 and encodes 1273 amino acids. The transcript has 2 exons. Lineage: Eukaryota; Fungi; Ascomycota; Sordariomycetes; Hypocreales; Hypocreaceae.
AUGACGGGCUCAGCCGUCGAAUCGCGCCCGACGAGCAGCGUCAACUCGUCGCGCCAGGUGCGCUCGCAGAGCAUCUCCAGCGACAGACCUGCGCGCCAAUCGCGGUCACAGAGCAUAUCGAGCGAUAGGCCAUCGACCGCAAGCCACUCGUUCUUUGCGCCGCCGCUGUCUGUAUCGCCAGAAGCCGCCUUCAUCGCUUCUACUGCCGCUUCCCAAAUUAUCACCAACGACCACGAUGGACAGCCAAAUCCCUGGUACGACCAGCAUGGCGUCGUGCCCUCCAGGGAAGCCGCUCUGAUAACCCCCGCCGCCCUGCAGCUCGUCAACAGCUUCCUCGACCAGCUUCUGCUAAACUUCCUGCAAGUUGCCAGAUCGACCUCGCUCUCAGCCUUGCGACCAGCCGUCUCGGACGUACUCAAGCCCAAGUUGGCCAAGGAAACCAUCACGAACGCCGACGAAGAGUUGAAGGAGUACAUUGGUGGCUCUGAGGAUGAGGAAUAUACCGACCCUCAGAGUCCAAGGGGAGACUGGGAUGUUGAGUUGGCCUGGAAGCGAGCCCGACUGCGUUGCAUGGUCUACUCCUCCCUAGGAGACUUGGAGGAAGACGACGAAGACAAGUACAUGAAGCAAGAACAUCUCGAAGUGGGCGAAAAUGAACAGGCCUCCGACAUCAUCUCGCCUGCCGUUGCCAUCUUCCUCACUUCCGUCCUGGAAUACAUCGGCGAGCUCACGCUCACCGUUGCAGGGCAGGCGGCCAGCCAAAGAAUGCGCGCCAGGUUGGAGAGGGAGCUCAAGGAUGGAACGCGUAGCCCUGCUGCCCUUGUCGAAAGAGUCAUCGUGGAGGAUGUUGACAUGGAACGGGUCGCGCUUGAUCGGACUCUUGGUCGCUUAUGGCGAGGAUGGAAGAAGAGGCUGCGUGCGCCGGUGGCCGAGUUCGCCCCCGGCCGAUCUCCCCAUAUUAGCCAUAUGAUAACAGAUGGCCUCGCCAACAGCCUCAACGAUCGCAAGGCUCCUACCACUGAAGAUGAGGCUAGCCCUGCCGAGGUGCACGAACAGCCGGAGAGUCUCGUGGCAGACGACCUUCUUCCCAUGAACAUUCCGCUACCUAUGGGAGACAAUGAUAUUGCCGAGAUCGAGGUGCCGGGCUUGGCACACUACAGUGAUGAAGAAGAGGAGGACGAGGCGGAAGAAGAUGGAUUUGACGCGCGCCGCGUCAAGUCAUUCGCUGGAUCGACCUCCUUACUCGAAGAUUCUCUGGCUUCGGAGUCCGGUCACUACGCCACCUUGCUGGGCCUUCACAGGAGAUCUACUUCUCUGCCGACGAGAGGGUCGGUUUUCUACGCCACGGCACGGCCGAGCUCCAAAGCUGUCGAAGCCGAAAGCGAUGUCGCGCAGCCAAAGGAGGCAGAAGCAACUCCUGAGAACCCGGAUAGCUCUUCCAAGCAAGGCCGUGACUCGGAUGAUGGCGGCUCAGACGAUCUGGAUGAGUUUGUAUACGAAAAGGCCGAGAUUCUGACUUCGUCGAGGGUGUCUGUCUCGAGCAAUUCUUCUCGCUCCGUCUCAGAUUCGAGUAAGGUUCUGCAUCUGAGCCGGUCGUCGAGUGUACGCUCGGCGCGCCUCAUCGACGUCCCACCCCGCAGUCCCGUCACUACUCGUCCACCAUCGCAGGAGUUGGCCGAGCGACCGCGGGCAAAGACCGUUUCUGGCUCUAGUCCUCUGUCGCGCGCGGGAGGCGCCGACGAGCUACGGACAGCCAAGGCAAUCGACACCAGCUUGCGGACGGCAGUGUCUGUGGCUGCCGCACGGUCGCCUGUAGAGAGGACAAGACCGCCGGUCCGAAACGCAGAAACCAUCUCAGAGUCCGACGAAGACACUGACCAAGUGAGCACUACCCUCACACCUAUUUCGUCGUCUCGAACCCGGGAUCAGCUCGGCCGCCUCCCACAUGGCCUGCAGACGAACAUGAGGACUGCUGAUCGAAGCCUGCCGGCUGUCCAAAGCGACCAGGCUCACCAUGGCGCCCGCGGAGAGUCGUUGCGAGCCACCAAAAGCGCCACCGACACCCAGUUUUCGGAUAUUCCUUACAGGGCCGCGGCGUAUCCGAGUCGACAGUCUCCCAGGCCUGCGGCUGAACAGACGGUGCUGGAGGAGAGCGAGGAAGCUGCGUCGCCGCUGAGUUCCGGCGUUCCCCCACGACCAAACCACACGUCCAACUCGUCCACAUCUUCGAUUCCCAGCCGAUUCAGAGCGGUUAGGACCAUCUCUGACGACGCCUCGAGCCGUGCAGAGAGCAUGGCGCGCACAUUUGAAGAGCUCAUUCAAAGCAACCAAACCAUUACAUACACGCUGACUCCCGAGAACAUGCGUGAUAUCGACGUUCCAACUCCACAUGAGAGUCCUGUUGUGACCAAGACCACUCGGAAGAGCGAGGAUCUGAUGCGACCGUCACCAACGCCUUCGAAUGCCUCACCCUCGAAUUCACGAACGCAGCCCUCCAGCCCCAAGACUUCCACGGAGAGCAAGCCCAAGCUCUCUGGGCCGAUUCCUCGGGCUCCACCGGGAGCUACCUCUCUGUCUGGCCGCAUGGGCGUUUCCAAGGCUCGUGAUGCUCGUGCGCCCGGCGAGUCGCUUUCGGACUUUGCCGACUUUCUCAAGUCUACAGGUCCUCCGGGCGACAGAGCGCCUGCCGCUCUGCGCAAUGCCCACAAUCCCGUCACCUCGACCAAGAGCUUCAUGGAAUCCCAGCAAACCAUUUCCACAACGGCCAGUCGCAACAAUAACCGAAGUCGCUACCAGCCCCGAGAGGCCGCUGCUACCAGCAGAAAUGACAACUCGGACCUGAUCGACUUUAUCCGACAAGGCCCACCCAUCCCAGGUAGCCAGAACCACAUUCCCCAGCAUGUGGCUCCUUUCCGCAACACGAUGGAAUCGGAGAUGAUGUCAGGUGCUGGAGGAGGCCGAGCAGUGGAUGCGGUUCUGCCAGACAUGCGGCAUAGCCAGACUUCCACAGACAAUUCGAUGCCGUCAGUACACACGUCCAUCAACUCCAGCUCCGCGCUUCUCAAAAACCAGGGCAGGUCAAAGAUGAGCAAGAUGUUUGGUGAAGAAGAUGAAGAUGACGAUAUGGUCAUGCCCAUGCCUGUGAGGAAAACUCGCCGUGUUCGCGAUCCAUAUGCGAUUGAUUUCAGCGACGAGGACGAGGACGAUGACGACUUUGACAUGGCCCCCAGGCCUCCCGCCAAGAAAGAAGAGAGUCUGGCGGAGUUCCUGCUCAAUUGCGAACCUCCUCCUGCGCCACCGCCGCCACCCCCGGCUUCGUCCAUGAUGCCAAAGAAGAAGACGAGCACGCCCAGUCUCAUUGGACGCUUUACUCGCAGCGGCUCCAAGGAGACCAACACCUUGGUUGACUCUCGAUCACUCAGCAGCCGCGCUGGCGCCAUGGGCUUCACCAACGACGUCCGUUCGCUUAAUAGCCGCGUGGGACUCGCCAGCAAGCACGUUCCGAUCCAGAUGCCGCCAGGGUACGACAAGUACGGACCGAUCACCGCCAAUCCUCCUCCCGUUAGCAUGGCCUCGAUGGAUCGACCUCCUCCGAUGAGAAAGGCUUCCAUAGAGCGACCGCCUACCGUGGGCCGAGUCACAAUGAAGCGAUUCGAGCCCCGGGAGCCUGCGUCUCUUGGUGAGACGGCAGACCUGGCAAGAUUCCUGCGCGAAUCGGAGCCUCCGCCAGAAUUUGUCCCUCCCAAGACUGCCAGCCAGCAAGACGAGCCCAGCGGAUUCUCCAAGAUGUUUGGCCGGAGAAGGAAGGCAUCAGUUGCUUGA